Molecule: messenger RNA, 1118 nt
Organism: Ipomoea triloba (trilobed morning glory)
Lineage: Eukaryota; Viridiplantae; Streptophyta; Magnoliopsida; Solanales; Convolvulaceae
Product: NADH dehydrogenase [ubiquinone] iron-sulfur protein 8, mitochondrial
Exons: 8
Coding region: 108-794 (228 amino acids)
Biological process (GO): mitochondrial electron transport, NADH to ubiquinone; mitochondrial respiratory chain complex I assembly
Cellular component (GO): membrane
Molecular function (GO): 4 iron, 4 sulfur cluster binding; NADH dehydrogenase activity
Source: RefSeq, a predicted model, not a curated record
UAUGAGCUACAAUCGGAGUCGCUGGCAUACAUACUCCACACUCCUUUUCCGAUCUCCCUGGACUUGAACGGAGAAACGUCUCGCAUCUUUCCGGCAUCGAAUCGGCCAUGGCUUUCCUCUUAGCUCGUAAAUCGAUGUCUGCGCUUCGUUCUCGGCAGCUUGUUUUGGCAGGACAAGCAUUACAAGGCUCUAACCAUUAUGGAACCAUGUAUGGUACACGAUCAUUUGCUACAAAGCAUUCAUUUUCAACUGACAAAGAUGAUGAAGAGAGAGAGCAGCUUGCAAAAGAACUGUCAAAAGAUUGGAAUUCUGUUUUUGAGAGGAGCAUUAAUACACUAUUUCUGACUGAAAUGGUUCGGGGUCUGAUGCUGACACUCAAGUACUUCUUUGACACAAAAGUCACUAUCAACUAUCCAUUUGAGAAGGGUCCUUUAAGCCCUCGUUUUCGUGGAGAACAUGCCCUCCGUCGUUACCCAACAGGAGAGGAACGUUGCAUUGCCUGCAAACUUUGUGAAGCUAUUUGUCCUGCUCAAGCUAUCACUAUUGAGGCUGAGGAGCGAGAAGAUGGAAGUCGACGAACUACUAGGUAUGAUAUUGACAUGACAAAAUGCAUCUACUGUGGAUUUUGCCAAGAGGCUUGCCCCGUCGAUGCCAUUGUUGAAGGGCCCAACUUUGAAUUUGCAACGGAGACUCAUGAGGAACUUCUUUAUGACAAAGAGAAGCUGCUCGAGAAUGGUGACCGUUGGGAAACUGAGAUUGCUGAGAAUCUGAGAUCCGAAAGUCUCUAUCGUUGAGUGAUCCUUCGCUGCAAGAACAUAAACUUGGAUUCACUUGCCUAAGGACCAUGAUAAAUAAAAGGAUUUGUUUAUCCUUGCUUUGUUCUUUUUUCCUUCCCUACUGCUGGAGAUAGCUAUGGUUUUGUCUUUUAGACAUUUGAGCCUAAAAUCAUAUACUUAAUGUUGGCAACACACAUCUUUUGUUCAUUGAUCUAGUUCCUCUUGUAUACCCAAUCAUUGGAAGGGUUUUAAGUAGGAAAUAAUAGCAAUGCAAAAGUUUCUGGAGUCUGGACCUGCAUAAUCAAAUCCCAUUGCUAUUUGGCUUUGGUCUCUCUUCUCUAA